This is a messenger RNA of Trematomus bernacchii (emerald rockcod), 1309 nucleotides long. It is a transcript of the gene txndc15, whose product is annotated as thioredoxin domain containing 15. Gene Ontology annotation, cellular component: cilium. Gene Ontology annotation, biological process: cilium assembly. The transcript is spliced from 6 exons. The coding region runs from base 109 to 1164 and encodes 351 amino acids. The record is from RefSeq and is a predicted model, not a curated record. NCBI's taxonomy places the organism in Eukaryota, Metazoa, Chordata, Actinopteri, Perciformes, Nototheniidae.
ACAUUUAUUUUCUUCCGCCACUGCUCGGAACAUUAUUUCCUUAGAGCUGAAAAAUUGCACCAUGUCGUGAUAACCGUUCAUAUUUGCACCAGGCUGAAAUCGAAAAAUAUGACGGCUAUUUUAAAUAAGCUUCACAUCUCGUAUGUUUUAUUAUUUGUGUUAUGUCUUUCGGAUGUUUUAAGGCUUUCGGCUGUGAUCGCACAAGAAAAUCAUGAGUCACUGGAGCUCAGUCUGUCAGAAGAUGCAGUAUCCGACUUGGAGAACAGCCCUAAGUUUGUGGAGUCAGAAGAACCGGACUCUCUGCCAAAGAGGCAGUUCAAGACAGCUGAGAUCGCAGAUGCAUUGAUGGGGACCGAGACCCCCAUCGAUCGAUCUGACAUCGAGUCCCUUUUCCCCAAAAAUGUGAUAGACUUACAGUCAGGCUUCUUCCCGCCUUGUGAUGAGGACAGUGCCCAGUGUAGUUCCCCUGAGCUGGCUGCUGCAGGCGAGUCACUGGAGGAGAGGAGCGACGAAUCCUCACAGCAGAUUACUCUUGACAUAGUGCGUGCGGACACAACGCCAACCGAGGAGCAGAACACCACAGAGACCGCCAAGACAUACAAGGUGACCUGCGAUAAGAGGAACACCACAGGAAUGGACAACUUCAGUGUGCAGGUCCUCAACGCUUCACAGGACCUGAUGGACUUCCUGAAUGCUAACGGCACAGAGUGCUCCGUGGUGCUCUUCUUCACCGCCUGGUGCCAGUUCUCUGCCGGGCUGGCACCUCAUUUCAACGCCCUGCCCCGGGCUUUUCCCAGCAUGCAUUUCCUGGCACUGGAUGCCUCGCAGCACAGCAGCCUUUCCACCAGAUUUGGGACCGUGGCAGUGCCCAACAUCCUGCUGUUCCAGGGGGCCAAACCCAUGGCCCGCUUCAACCACACGGACCGAACGCUGGAGACGCUCACCUCCUUCAUCGCUAACCAGACAGGGUUUGAAAUCGGCUCUGACAAAAACGUGACGGAUACAGACCGCCUCGGCCCACUCCCCAGCGUCCCGGUGAAGAGCAUCGACUGGCUGCUGGUCUUCUCUGUCCUCUUCAUCACAGGCUUCACUACGUACGCCAUCCUGCGGACGGACAGCAUCCGCUGGCUCAUACCGGGACAGGAGCACGAGCAUCAGGACUGAAAACACAGACAGACUUCAAGUCACUCUGUGCAAACAACUUAGUUCUUUUUUUAGAAUUAACAGUUGCUAAUUUGCUUAUGUUUCAAGUGUGUGAGCAAUUGUGAUUUAUAAUAAAUAAUGUAUUGAUUUGCAGCUGUUAACCAUU